Phyllotreta striolata is the source of this 648-nucleotide messenger RNA. The record is from the annotation of a GenBank genome assembly. NCBI's taxonomy places the organism in Eukaryota, Metazoa, Arthropoda, Insecta, Coleoptera, Chrysomelidae.
AAAGAAGUAAAAAUAAAAUAACUAACCUAAAAAAUAAUUUAUUUAAAACAUUUUUAAUUUACAAUGUCUUUGCGAUGCUAUUUUUCUCAAUUACUACGUUCUAGAUUAUCAGCACAUUCAAAUACAUACAAAAAUUCUGUGAGACAUGCAACUUACAAAGCUUCGCCGUUUGCUGAAGAUAUCGAGCCUACUGUUAAAUAUGAAGUAUCUAAAAACCCCGAAGAAUGGAAAUACGUGGAAAGGGCGCUGCCUCUAACAAUUGUUCCGCAGCCAAUACGCAAAGAAUCGUAUCCUUCGGGCUGGAAACCACAAACGGAAGAUGUGAAGAAAUUACCGUAUUUGGUCCAAAGGACGAAAAAUCACAUGAUCCCAGUUUAUUUGCAAAUAUCGCAAAGAGGAGUUAGAAGGCACACGUUUGUAAGAAAGAUUCAAGGGGAUAUUAACCUGCUUGAGCAAGAACUCAAGGAAUUCCUGCAGAAGGAGUCUUUUCAGCCCAUUAGGAGUCAAGUAAACGAACUUACGGGCAUCAUUAGGAUAAACGGAGACCACGUAAAUGCUAUUAAAUAUUUUCUCGAAAAGAAAAACUUGUAAUAAUGUUAGUAGAUGUAUCGUUUAAAUAAGAUUUAAUAAUUUAACAAUUUGUUGAUU